Molecule: messenger RNA, 4371 nt
Organism: Diachasmimorpha longicaudata
Lineage: Eukaryota; Metazoa; Arthropoda; Insecta; Hymenoptera; Braconidae
Gene: yrt
Exons: 8
Coding region: 534-4319 (1261 amino acids)
Cellular component (GO): cytoskeleton
Molecular function (GO): protein binding
Source: RefSeq, a predicted model, not a curated record
AAAUUGUUUGUGGAGGUUUUCUUCUGUGUGAACGAGAUGGAGAACAUUUGUGGGAUUUUUUGGGUGAAUCUGGGGGUACUUGUGGUGUGUUGAAGGGGAAGCCACACCUACGCAACCUCGUAGGGAUUCAUACACCUGCCGCCAGGUGUCGACAACCUGGAAAAUGUGUGUGACGCCUACCCCCUUUUUGUUGUAUUACACCGUGUUGCUAACAAGAUAUAUGGUUUUUUAUCCCUUUUUUUGUAUUGUUUUGUAGUUUUCGAUUGUUUGAAAUACUAACAACAGUGAAAAUUCAGCUGCCAUUGUGUGGAGAAUAAUAAUACAUUGCUCAAUGUAAUUACCUUGGAGUAAUUAUGUGCUCAAGAGUACCGUCUGACGUUUCACCAAUGCCGUACCCAUGGAUAAGCUAGCAAUGAAAAUAUCAGAUGUUGAUGAAUUAUAGAAAUGUUAUCGUGUGCUGUUGAACUCAGUAUUUUUGUUGGAAUGAAAAUAUUAAAGUGCAUUUGAGGAGAAUUAUUUUGUUGGCUGGCAAAAUGUUGAGAUUUCUGUCGAAACGGAGAGUCCGGAGUGCGGGACAGACAGCAUCACCGCAGAUUAAAAAUCAGAGAUUACUGAGUAAUAAAAACAUUAUACAGUGCCAAGUCAUACUGCUGGAUGGUACAGAUUUGCCUAUCGAGUUAUCGAAAAAAGCUCUGGCCAGUGACUUGUAUGAGCAAGUCUUCUACUCUCUGGACCUCAUCGAGAAAGACUACUUCGGUCUCCAGUACACAGACAGCAACAACGUGCAGCACUGGCUGGACCCGACAAAGCCCAUAAAGAAACAAAUAAAGAUCGGUCCCCCCUACACCCUCCGUUUGAAAGUCAAAUUCUACUCAUCCGAGCCGAACACCCUCCGCGAGGAGUUAACCCGCUACCAAUUCUUCCUGCAACUGAAGCAAGACCUUUUGGACGGUCGUCUCCACUGCCCUACAAACGUAGUAAUCCAGCUCUCAGCUCUAGCCCUCCAAUCCGAGCUGGGGGAUUACGAUCCGACCAUCCACACCGCAGCCACAGUCUCGGAAUUUCGUUUCGUCCCAGGUCAGACCGAGGAGAUGGAGUUGGAAAUUCUGGAGGAGUAUAAGAACUGCAAGGGUUUAUCUCCAGCUCAGGCAGAGUCCUCAUACCUGGGAAAAGCCAAGUGGUUGGACAUGUAUGGAGUGGACAUGCACACAGUACUGGGUAAAGAUGCCUGCGAGUAUUCCCUGGGUCUCACACCCACCGGAAUUCUAGUGUUCGAAGGCAACCAGAAGAUUGGCCUCUUCUUCUGGCCAAAAAUUGGUCGUCUGGACUUCAAGAAGAAGAAAUUAACUCUCGUAGUCGUUGAAGAGGAUGACGAAGGUCGUGGCGAGCAGGAGCACACGUUUGUUUUUCGUUUGACAAAUGAAAAAGCUUGCAAACACCUGUGGAAAUGCGCUGUCGAGCAUCACGCCUUCUUCAGAUUGAGGGCACCAGUGAAGGGGGCGAGUAGUCGUCAGAAUUUCUUCAGAAUGGGAUCGAGAUUUCGAUACAGUGGGAAAACCGAAUUUCAGACGACUCAGUUGAAUCGAGCGAGGAGAACUGUUCAAUUUGAGAGACGACCGAGCCAGAGGUACGCGAGGAGACAGAGUCACGUCCUGAGGGAGAGGCAGAGGGAGAGACAUGUUGAGCCUCAAGCAGCUAGUGUUGAGUGUGAAUCCCUCCAGAGGCAACCGAGUAAGACUGAGUCUGAGGCUUCGAGUGUUGCUACCAGUGUCAUUGCCAAUGUACAGGAGAUUGCUGGUGCUGUUGGCAGCUCUGUGGGUACUUCAACUCCAUCUCCACUCGUUGAUUCAAUACUCAAGUCCCUGGCGAAGGAACCGCAAACUCUCGAGCUCAAGAAUCAAACGACAGCACCGAACAGCGAAAAAGAGGCUGAAAUCAUCAAGACUAGUUUGAUUGUGGAGAGCACUGUUAGCUCACCUCCACAGUCGUUACCUAAUAAUCAAGUGGGUGGGACACUUCUGCUUUCUGCACGAUCACCGAUACCACCUGAGUCACUCAAGUGCAAUAUUCUCAAGGCGAAAACACUGGAGAGUGAGAAGAACUCCAAUCUUGUCUCCAUCAUGCCCAGUGAGAGCAACAGUGGAGCCAAAAGUCAACAUCCUGAUGCUGCUACUAUCGUCUCUGUGGGAGGAGACAAGCUCACCCUAAACGUCAGCGGAACAGCUCCCUUAAGCAGCAGCCCCCCAGCAGACGACACAGUCACCGUAACUCAUUUUUCACUGGACAGUUGGGGACAAAUUGCUCAGAAAACAACGCCAUUCAGUGCCAAAGUUGUCAAUCAGUCACACAAUCCCUUCAAUCCAUUCAAUACCGAAAAUUGUGCGGAUGUAGUAGUGACAUCGCCGGUUGAGGAAGUGAAGGAAGUCCAUAUGAAGGAGACAACUGAGACUAAAAAUACAAAUCCAUUUAUCGAUUCCAAUCCUUUCUUAGGGCUAUUGAAUCCAUUCAACGAGAUUCAGCCUGUCCUUGAAAAAAUAACAGAAAGUGAGGAGGAAAAAGUUGAAAUUGCUACGCCUAGACCUGAGGAAGUGCCUUCGCCGAAUUCAUCGACAGUAACUACGUUCACACGAUCGGAACCCUGUACGACAGCCUCGGACAUCAGUCCAUGGCUAGUGGCUGAUCCGUCCCAGGCGAAGACCAAGACUGUUACGAUGAAAACGAUUGAAUAUUCUCGUUCGUUGAUUGUUGGCGAGGUAUUGUUUAUUAACAUGGGGAAAAAGGGAAAGAAUAAGCAGAAGAUCAGUGGAAGUGUUAAGACAGCCUUGAAGACUGAGAAGAAAUUGAAUGCUAAACAGAAAAAAGAACUUGCGGCGCUUGGUGAGGAUGAUAUCGAGAAAGUAGUGGCCCAGAUCGAGAGAGAAGAGGCGCAACGACAAAAAGUUGUCGAAGCCCUGAUAGAUCAACCCUCACGUCGAGUGAAUUUCACCCUGACAGCCCAUCCCUUCAAGGACGAACUGAUAAUGCUUGGAGGAGAGUUCUUCGAUGGCCAGAAGACCACAGUCUACGGAGACAUGUUCUUCUACAACAUAAACAAGAGGACGUGGACUGUGGUGAAAGCACCUGGAGCUCCUCCCCCCAGAUGCGGUCAUCAGGCAGUGGUAACUCCAAAUGGAAAGGGAGAGCUUUGGGUCUUCGGAGGGGAAUUCUCCAGUCCAUCUGAGUCUCAGUUCUACCACUACAAGGACCUCUGGGUUUACCACAUAGGAGGGAAGAAGUGGGAGAAGGUGCAGGCGCCAGGGGGGCCAUCCUCGAGGAGUGGACAUCGCAUGGUCUACGGGAAGAAACAGUUGAUCGUCUUCGGAGGGUUUCACGAUAAUCUGAGAGACUUCAAGUACUACAACGACUUGUUUAUCUUCGAUUUGGGGGACUACAAAUGGAAUAAAAUCGAUUUGAGUGGAUCGAUACCUCCGGCCAGGUCUGGGUGCAUUGUCCUCCCAACGAGUGACAACAGAAUUCUCGUCUACGGGGGGUACAGUAAAGAGAGAGUUAAGAAGGAUGUGGACAGGGGACAGGUGCACACUGAUAUGUACCUCUUGGGCCCUGAUAAACACGACCAGAGUGGACUCAAGUGGAAGUCUGUCAUCGUCAAGCAAAGUGGGAUAAGUGUCUCCCCGAGGUGCAGUGCUUCUGCUGUUCUCGCACAGCCCCCUCUGGCGUACAUGUUCGGAGGGGUUUAUGAUGAGGAGGAGGACGAUGAGGAGCUCAAAGGAACGUUCUUCAAUGAUUUGGUGGGUCUUGAUGUAGAGAAACAUCAGUGGAGGUCUGUUACUUUGAGUGGGAAGAAGGAUACGAAGGAUAAGAGGAGGCGACGGAAGCAGGAUGGAACUGAGGUUGAGGACGAUGAGGAUGGGGAAGCAGGCAAGACAAUGGAAGUAGUGGAUCCUGCACCGGCGAUCACCACCAUCGAUGACGGAAUUUUCACUGUCACUGUGGGCCCAGCGCCUAUUGCCUCAACUCAAUCGGUUGGCGAAGGGAAAACUGCCGUCUUCACACCUUCCCCGAGAAUAAAUCCAGGACUGGCUGUGAAGAAUAAUGUCCUAUAUCUUUAUGGAGGCAUGUUCGAGAAUGGAGACCGGCAGUAUACCUUGAAUGAUUUCUACUGUUUAGAUCUCCAUAAGCUGGAGGAGUGGCAGAAAAUCGUUGAAGAUGAUGUUUCAUCUCAGGUGUGGUUGGAUUCAGAUUCUUCAGGAUCUGAAGAGGAAGAUUCAGGGGAUGAUGAUAGUGAUAGUGAUGAUGAAGAAGAAAUGGAUGUUGAUUGAAAAUAUUUUCACUGUGGAGAUAUGGAACUUAAUAAAUUAUCUAGUUUUUUAA